AUGUCUUCUCCCUCGUCCGUUACGCAGGGCUCCCUUCGCAGGAGGGCCAGAGUUGUCAAUCGGUCCCGUCAGGGUCAGCAGCCAUCUGCGUCGGCUGCGUCUGGGAACACUGAGACCACCCUUACGGCGAAUUCCACGGGCGCCACUUCAGUCACCAAAGCGGGCGACAGAGCUGCGGUUGACCUGCCCGCUGCUUCCGUGCAGCCCGAGUCGCCAGUCGAUGUCCAGUCCUCUACUGACACCAACGUUGGCGCCGCCAGCAGCUCCCGCCGCCCGCUGCCCACGAUCGAGAACGACUACAUACCGCAGUGGGGGCGCGAGCUCUGGCACCAGAGAGCCAGGGAGCGCGCGAGAGCCGAGGAGCUCAGGCGCGGCAAGUGGAGUGAUGAGUCAAAGACUAUGCUUUUGGCUUACCUGGCCAAAGGCUAUACAAUUCAUGAGAUUGCGGACUUCGAGAAACGCACUCCUGAAGAGUGCUACCGCGAGGCCCACAAGAUUGGAAAGAUCUAUAAUGACAAAGCACUAUUGAACAAGCUCGAGGCAAUCAAGGGCAACCUUGAGGUUACCGACGACGACGAAGAGGGAAACGGAAAAAAUUACUGGGAGGUGCAUGGGGUCAGCCCUGGGCCCAAUCGGGGCCCUGGAGUUGCUUAG
Molecule: messenger RNA, 654 nt
Organism: Thermochaetoides thermophila DSM 1495
Lineage: Eukaryota; Fungi; Ascomycota; Sordariomycetes; Sordariales; Chaetomiaceae
Exons: 2
Coding region: 1-654 (217 amino acids)
Source: RefSeq, a predicted model, not a curated record